AUGACCAAGAUUUAUCCCUCCGAAAGCACAGGAAGUAUUGCUGUUGGAGCAAGUCAUUCAUAUUCAAACACAAACAAUCGUCUUCAUCAGAUGCCAGGCCAUCCUCUGAGUAGCGACAAUGCUAUAAAAGUCAACUCAGAAGUCUCAUCGAGUGAAAGCCAGUUUGAGGUUGAAAAUGAUACAAGGGCAUUGUGGGGAUGUCUACCUCUUCGUCUCUUCCUAAGUUUGGUGAUUGCUUUAUUGAUUGUAGUGAGUUGCGUUUCGAUUUGGGUCAGCACCUUUGUUGUUUCAAAACAUGCAAUUGAAAGUUUGGCAAAUAAUGUGAUUGGAGUGAACAAUCAAAAGAUUUUAUCAUAUUUGGAUGCAAUGAUCAAUCCAUUGGGAAAAAUGUCAAAAGCAAUGGCAGCUGAUUUCAAUUAUGGAAUUGCGAAUGUCGAAAAUUUUCGACAAUAUCUCUUUCCGAAAUAUUAUUUCUUGGGAGCAACAAGUUGUGGAUACUUUUUUGGAUAUCCUUCUGCGAAAUAUACUUAUUCCAUCACAGGAGUUGGAAGUAAGGCAUAUUUGGUUUAUUCAUAUCAACCUCCUGGAUUCAUUGGAACGAUUCGAGACACUGUGAACAACAAAACAGGAGCAGUAAUCAAAGUGAACAGUACCAUUGAUUAUACACCUUUCUUUUCAGCUCAACAAGAUUAUUACAAUUCAACAAUUGAUUUAAGUUCAAAGUUGGGAAUUGAAGGAGUUUAUGGAUCUCCUUACAAAGCAUUGAAUUCAAGUAUGGCUAUUUAUCAUUCUUCAGUGGUUUAUGAUCCAAUUUUAUUUUCAUCGACAGGAAUGAAAAAAGCGGUUGGAGUGACUCGAAUUAACAUGUCUUUGGGUGCAAUUGUUUCAUAUUUGAGCAAAAUUGUGUUGAUUGGAAGAGGAUAUUGUUUAGUUUCUCAAACCAAUGGAAUGAUGAUUGGAGGCAGCAUUAACACUCUUGCAGGAGAUGGAGAAACGAAUUUACACUUGUUCAAUGUUACUGAUAGAAAUGCAGGAAAGCUCAUGAAAUCUCUUUUCAUGCUCUAUGACAAUGACCAAAAAAACAUUCCUCCUAUUUCUUACAUUAAUGAUGGAGGAAUUUCAUAUAUUGUUUCAUUCUCAAAAUACAUCAUUGACAAUUUGGAAUGGAAUGUGUUCCUCGUUAUCUACGAAGAGGAUGUAUUUCAAUCUCUGAUAAUGGCAUCAGGUAUUUCAAUAGGCGUAUUAGCAGCUGUCACUGUAAUAGGAGUGAUUCUGAGCAUUGUAUUGGGAAGUUUUAUUGCACAUCCCCUCAAACGACUGGAAGAACAAUUUGCUUUAAUCAAGAUAUUGGAUUUAGAGGAAGUACACGUCUCUCGAUCACCUUUCAAAGAAAUCAACAACAUUUUCAACAGCUUGGGCGAUAUGAUUGUGUGGCUAAAAGAAAUCAAGACUUUCAUUCCUGACCAUGUUUUUGAACAAAUUGAAAUGAGCAAGAGCCAAACGACAAAAAGGGUAGAAGUGAAGAAAGCUAAUUCAGUCGGAUCCAACAUUAACAAAACAUUUGUUUCUUCCCUUUCACAAUCGAAUACAGUUGGAUCCUCUUCGAAGCAUUCCAGAUCCUUAAGCAAUUCAGGAGGAAAGUUUGGAAAAAGCAUUUUUCAAAUGGGACUUCAUACAAAUGUUUGUUGCAUUGUCCAUGUGAUUUUCAAAGGUUUUGCUCAGGUGGAUACAUCUUCAGAAAAAGCUGAAUUGUUCAGCAUUGCCAUUUCAGCAAUAACACCUCUCAUCAAGUUGUACAAAGCGAAUAUGCAAAUAUUAACAGAUUUUGAAUUCCAAAUCACUAUUCAUGGAUCUCGAAGUGAUCACAAGGUUGCCCUAAAAGGGUUGGAGUGCGCUUUGAAAAUUGUGAAAACUCUUGAAUCCAUAAACCCAACUCAAUUCAUUCCUCGAGUUGGUGUGAGUGUCAGUGAGGCUGAUAUUGGAAACAUUGGAACGAAAAAUUCAAGAUUUUUCACAACAGUUGGUAAAUGUGUGAAGGAGGCUUCAAAAAUGGCUAAAAUUGCUGUUUUGUUUCAUCUACCGAUCGUUGCAGAUUCAUCUUGUUUUGACAGCUCAACAACCAAAGAGAAAUUUAUUGCCAGGCCAAUUGAUCGUUAUAGAAAAGAUAAGAAUUCAGACAUCGAAACGAUUUGGACAGUUUUAGACGAGAAGAAUCACGAAACUAACGAAUGGUUGUACGAACUUGAAAAUUCCAAACGAAACAACACGUUCGAAAAGUUCUUGAAUGCUUUUUGUAUUUUCACCAACGAAUUUUGGGAGAAAACUGAACCUGACGAUUACUCUCAAGAAUUGAAACAUAAUUUGGACGUUCUGAAAGAGUAUGCGAAUAAGGUGGAUGAUCAUUCUUUACCUCGCCUGAUUUCUGUAGUUUCAUCGGUUGCUUCAGGCUCUUCUACGAAAAACAUUCCUUUCGUUUUGUCAAAUUAUUCCUCAGAGUUAGGAUGUGACUAUAGAGGUUUACUGUUAGAUUCCAAACCUGUGGAUGAUCUUAUCAUUGAGAUGUAA
This is a messenger RNA of Naegleria fowleri, 2565 nucleotides long. RefSeq lists its product as uncharacterized. The transcript is spliced from 2 exons. Bases 1 to 2565 code for a protein of 854 amino acids. Lineage: Eukaryota; Heterolobosea; Eutetramitea; Acrasida; Naegleriidae. The record is from RefSeq and is a predicted model, not a curated record.